Messenger RNA from Wickerhamiella sorbophila, 1404 nucleotides. Its product is annotated as Ubiquitin carboxyl-terminal hydrolase 16. Gene Ontology annotation, cellular component: nucleus; cytosol. The record is from RefSeq and is a predicted model, not a curated record. Lineage: Eukaryota; Fungi; Ascomycota; Dipodascomycetes; Dipodascales; Trichomonascaceae. Gene Ontology annotation, biological process: protein deubiquitination. The transcript has a single exon. Gene Ontology annotation, molecular function: cysteine-type endopeptidase activity; cysteine-type deubiquitinase activity. Bases 1 to 1404 code for a protein of 467 amino acids.
AUGAGCGAUUCAAAGCUUUUGGGGCUGGGUGUAGGAGCAGUCGGGCUGUACAUUUUAUAUCCAACGAUCUGUGAGUGGUUUUCGGAAAUGAAUUCACUGAGUCUACUGACGAAUCGCAAAGUUGAGGACGAAAUCGAGGACUAUGAACGCCAUACCACUGGACUGGUGAACGCCGGUAAUUUCUGCUAUAUCAACUCGGACAUCCAAGCACUAGCUAGUUUGCCUGCGACUUUUGGCUACCUAACCAAGUUUGGCUAUCUGUGUCCGGCUGAUGGUGCUGCAAUGGCACCAGUAUCGUCCUCGCUAUUCUAUUUCGUCCGAGAGCUACAUCGGCCGGUUACCAAAAAGAGAACUAUCAGCCCAGAGCCCCUGAUCACUGCCAUUGAGCAAACCUACAAAUCAAGAAUGUCGAGACGCCAACACGACGCCCACGAGUUGCUGCAUUUGCUCCUGGAAACGCUCCAAAAGGAGUUUGUAGCGCUAACGCAAAAGAGCAGAUCAAAUCAUGACCUGGAGGCGGUACUGGAUUUCCCUUACGAGGGCACAUUAGUGGACGAGAUUAUAUGUGGAAAUUGCCAUACUCAUACCGAAAAGGCUUCUAAGUAUCUCAUUUUGAGUGUGGCGGUCCCGAGUCAGUCUAAAACUACGCUGGCUGAUUUAUUGAAAGAAAACACCCAACCAGAAUACAUCAACGAUUACGCAUGUAUCACAUGUCGAGUCAGAAAUGUCAUGGCAUCCGAAAAUCCCCGGUUCAAAGAGCUGCAAGAGCAGCUAGCUGAUGCGACGUUGCCAUUACCAGCUGACCUCGAAGAACAGCUUCCAAAAAUGUAUUCACCUGUUUUCAAGACACAAAGAUUCGACUCAGAACCUCAAAUCCUAUGCAUUCAUCUCUCACGCUCAAUUUACACGGGCAGUUUCGCCGCUCGGAAUUCCUGUAAGGUGGAGUUCCCGUUAGAGCUGUCUCUUCCUGGGAAAAAGGCCCGUUACCGACUGUACGCCAUGAUCCGUCAUUCGGGAACACAUCAAACUGGCCAUUAUGAAUGCAGUCGGCGGAAAAACACAGGGUUCUGGAGAAAAAUCAACUGGUCAAGCCUAUUUGAGUCUACAAGCACAUCAGGAGAGGUCGAGGCGUCUGAAGAACCCCAAGAGCCAGGCCCUGAAGAAUCAACAAACACGGAUCUCCCAUUCCCGCACAAAAGCAAGCCCUCGACAUCGUUGUCGACAGAACCGGUCACCGCGGCGCAGCAGCCUUCUUCUGCUCCGAGGGAGGAACCUGCUCGGCCGCGGAAGCAAAGUAGCAAGCAGUGGUGGGCCAUCAGCGACAACGAAGUACGUGAAACGACCUCCCGUGCAGUGCAAAGUUUGCAAAGUGGCGCAUACCUACUGUUCUAUCAGCGAGUGUAG